AGUAUUCCGUCGUCGGGUAGAGAGUAAACCGCGUCGCCGUCCUAACGAUGUCGUACAUUAGCUCACGUGUCUAAUAGUGCAACACACCCCGAAACAGGGGAACAUUAUGUGGGAGAAAAGUAGCAAAGUGUGCUGUGCUUCGUAACUAAGCAACGAUCCAAUCGUACAUCGGUGCAGUAGUGGGCACAGCAGUCUUUUUGUGUGUGAUGAGCAUUCCUUCACUUCAGCUGCCCUGCUCUGUGUCGCUGUGAAUUCUCGAAGUGCUUUCAUCCGGAUUUGGCGUGUGUGUGUGUACAUCCAUCUUCAGAGAUCAUCCAUCCUUCACAUCUCCCGGUGAACGAGCGAUCAACACUUGAGGCGCGGUCACUAACGGAAAUAAACGCUCAUUGUUGGAGGAUCCGCUCGGUCCCGUGUUGUGUUGUGCUGCCGCUGCAAAAGUGUGUGCGCGGGGUGGUCCGUGUUUUGCCGCGGUGCCGCGUUCGCGUUGUGUGCGUUUCGAAACGCAAGUGAACCGACCACCGAUCACCGCAAAAGAAAGAAACACAAAAGGCAGAAAACGAAAACCAACCCCUUGGCGCAACGCAUCGCAAAGAGCACAACAAAACAUCGCUUGGUUAAAGUGCUUCCUCGUCAGGUUUGAAACGAUCCGCCAAGGGUUCGACGCGUGUUGCGCCACUUUUCGUUGUGGCAUGCGCUUUUUUAGUGGGUUGCAGAACAGCGCGUAGAAGAAACAACAACGUGGGCGAUUUGCGUGAAGUGAGGAGAGAAAGGUAGCAACGAUUGAAGGCAAAACAGUGUUGCGUUUGCAGGUCCGACCAGCCCUCACGCCAUUCUUUAGCCCAGUAGGGUUGAUCUGCCCAUUAUAACCUCGUUUGUGAGUUACAAACUCCAAACACACAGCACAAAAAGCAACAACGACAAAUAACCGAACGUCUCCACCCGCCCCCCAUCACACGUCCGAAAAUGCUUGAAUCGAUGAUCAUGAACCGAAUCUUUCGGUACUUCAUGAAGUUUCACGGGUACUUCAUCGCGUUCUGCACCAUCUUCUUCACCUCCGUCAUCAUCGUGAGCUCGUUCAUGGGCCGGGACGUGCAAGACGAGCCGCUGUUCGUGGAGGAAGAGUUCGAAGCGGUGAUAAAGUUUCCCGUGCUGAUACAGCUCGAAUCGGUGCUAUGGUUGACGGCAUCGGUAUUGUUAGUGGCCGGACUGUACAAGGAGCACAAGAUUUACAUCACCCCCUUUCUGGCACUGUUCAUUGCGGACGGUGUGGUGGUGAUCGUGCAGGAAACGGUCAACCUCUGCACCGGACGCAUGUCGGAGUUGGCCACGAUCGAUACGCGCCAGCUAGUGGUGAUGAUACUGGCAAACGUGUACGUGCUGGUCAGCCUAAUCGUGCUGUAUCGGAUGUUUGGCAAGGAACCGCUUCCAACCACCCAGAACAACUUCGUACGCUUCGAUAACGAGCAGGACGUGGAGGCGGGCACCGGAACCGUCCCGGCAACAACGAUCAUUCCCACAGCACCACCCGUCACAACCAAUGUCAACGGUGCGUUGAACUCGCCGCCGAAUGGUUUCGCGAGUAACGGUGUCACGCAGCACGCGACCUAGGAAGCGGCCCGACGGGGGGCAAUCGCGAUGACUCAUACAGCCCCGAGAAAGUCAAAUUAGGCCCCCUUCAGGCUCCUUAUGUGCGCCACAUACACACAUGGAAGUACGGUGCGAGGCAUUAAAAUGCUAGUGAAAGUGAUGUACAUACUUGUUUUAUAAGUGUCAGUUUGGAAUGUUGUCGCGCCGGCUCCGGUGAUCAAUGCGGUCCCCACCCCCUCGAUGGAUCAUGGAUACGUUUCCCGCGGGAGCGGGAGGUGAGGCGAUGGGAUGCCGCGAAUUCCACGCAGUAUGUUGUAUUGAUGCCAACCAAUCCAUCAAGCUCGAUGCAACAUGUAUCGGAUGGUGUGUCCCCUUUCACAUUACCUAACGAACGCGAACGAGACGAUCCGUGUAACUGCAACUAAAUGAACAUCAUCAGUAACGGAAACUGAUCUUCUGAUCAACACACACACACACACCCAACCAGCGUGCAGAAUGUCACUCACGUGCUUUACCACAAUUGGCCAAUUAGGGCAACUGUGCAUGAGAAAACUCCAUCGCAACAAACCGCAGAGAAGCUGUAUUUAUAUGCGGUGCGUGCCCAACGUGAUCGUGUUCGCGUGUAGUAAUGUAAUCAUCUGGGAAAUGAUCCUCAAAAGCAAGUGACAUCUCAUCGUAUGUGUGUUCGUGUGUGUUGCUGAUGGGACAUUUAGCAGGCCUAGGCAAGCCAACGUUAGGAAGGUGGUUUGGACAGUGAUACGAUACGGCGAUCCUCGUCGCACGGGAAAGAUGAUACACGAUCAGCUCCUUAGAUGACCUAACCAAUGUUUAACGAUGAACCGGCCACCGUUAUGUUUUAGUGAUAUGUGUUAUGUGUUUACUAUUUUAUUUAAUGUUUAGUUUAGCGAUAGCUACCAAUAUGUUGUCCAUAUAGAGCAUGUAGAUAAUACUGCGUU
Anopheles moucheti is the source of this 2543-nucleotide messenger RNA. RefSeq lists its product as uncharacterized. Lineage: Eukaryota; Metazoa; Arthropoda; Insecta; Diptera; Culicidae. The record is from RefSeq and is a predicted model, not a curated record. The transcript is spliced from 5 exons. Bases 964 to 1608 code for a protein of 214 amino acids.